AUGACCUACAACUGCUGCUCUGGAAACUUCUCCUCCCACUCUCUCAGGCACUGCCUGCCCUCCUCACGUUUCUCCUGUAGUUCUUCCUAUCCCAGCAACCUGGUCUACACCACUACCAGCUGCUCUCCCAGCACCUGCCAGCUGGGAUCCUCUCUGAACACCAGCUGCCAGGAGACCUGCAUUGAGCCCAUCAGCUGCCAGAGGUCCUGUGUGGUGUCCAGCCCCUGCCAGAAGCCCUGCUACUACCCCAGGAGCUCCACACCUUGCAGUCCCUGCCAGGGAACAUAUGCUGGGUGUCUGGGCUUUGGGUCCAGGAGCUGCCGUUCCCUGGGCUAUGGAUCUAGAAGCUGCUAUUCAGUGGGUUGUGGAACCAGUGGCUUCAGAACUCUGAAUUGUGGAGUCUCUGGCUUCCCUUCCCUAGGUUAUGGGUACAGAUUCUGCUACCCAGCAUACUUGGCUUCUACUACAUUCCAACCUUCUUGUUAUAGAUCAUUCUGUGGCACUGCCUUCUAGAAAUUCAACUGUUAAGUCUCUGUAUCCUUACAAUAUCAAAAUCAAAUCUCUCUGUCCUGUAUGCAAUGUAUUAUACUCAUCUUCUACGAUUACCCUUUUGUCUUUGUACUAACAAUUCUUUCAUCCUCAACUUCUGUCAGAAUCUUAAAUUAAUGUGUCAUUCCAUAUUAUGCCUCAAAUUUUGUGCUAUUGAUACUCUACUAUUUGGUGUUCAUUCAAACCUAUUUGAAAACUGAAAUUUUAAUCCAAUAAA
Peromyscus leucopus (white-footed mouse) is the source of this 766-nucleotide messenger RNA. Its product is annotated as keratin-associated protein 13-1-like. NCBI's taxonomy places the organism in Eukaryota, Metazoa, Chordata, Mammalia, Rodentia, Cricetidae. The transcript has a single exon. Bases 1 to 513 code for a protein of 170 amino acids. The record is from RefSeq and is a predicted model, not a curated record.